AUGGCAACUGCUGUGUUUUCCUUUAAGAAGAAGGAAUUAAGCGCACUGGAGUGCAAGGAUCCCAAAUCCCGAGGACUGGUGGGCGCGGGAUGGUGUUUAUGUCCGCAGAAGCGUCCAUGCCGGUGUUCCCGGCGGGAUGCCUCCGUCGCUCGCGGGGUGCGGGCUGCAGACAGGGUGUGGGUGCGGACGGUGCGGGACGAGGCGGGAGGCGGCGCGACGUGCCCGCACUCGCCGCCGCGGGCGGGACCGGGCGGGCGGGGGCUCUGCGGGCGGGGUCCCCAUUGGCUCUCCCCGGCGGCACAUGUCGCUGGCCCCGCUAUAAAGGCCGCCGCGGCCCCGCUUGGCAGCCCGUCCUUCUGCCUCCGCGCUUUUCUGGGGACACAGACAGCCGCCGCCAUGGCCGUUGAUGCGUUCUUAGGCAAAUGGUGCCUCAUCUCCAGCGAGGGCUUCGAGGAUUAUAUGAAAGAGCUGGGUGUGGGUAUGGCCAUGAGAAAAAUGGGAAGCAUGGCCAAACCAGAUGUUUACAUUAUUAAGGAUGGGGACACAAUCACCGUAAAAACAGAAAGCACCUUCAAAACAUCACAGUUCAGCUUCAAGCUUGGUGAGAAAUUUGAAGAAAACACAUUAGAUGGCAGGAAAACUCAGACCCUUGUCAGCUUAAAAGAUGAUGGAUCACUGAUUCAGGAGCAGGAAUGGGAUGGCAAGAAGACCAUAAUAACACGGAAGCUAGUGGAUGGACAGUUGGUGGUGGAAUGUGACAUGAAUGGUGUCAAGUGUACUAGAGUCUACCAGAAAGCAUGAAGACUUCUUCAUGUUCAGCAGGAACUUGCUACAAACAACUCAGUUCAGUGGACAGCGUUCCUUUACACUCCAUAUUUUCCUUUUCCCUGUUUUCUAGUAUUUCAAUGGACUGAGUAGCUGAGUGCAAUCCUUUUUAAAAGCCGUGGUGUAACUAUUAUGUAACUAUUCUGAAGUUAUGAAGCUAUUAAAUAAAAUUGUCAAAUAUGUGAAGUGGAAAUGUUGUUACUACAAUGGAGUUUUAAAGUGAGGUUUUAUAAAAACUCGGUUAGGUUUUAGGCUCUACUACAAACUGCCUUCAGUUCAAGAUAAUGUAUUACUUGGCAACGAACAGUUAAUAACAAGCUGAAUUUUGACCAGCAUUCUUAAUUUUAAAAUGUGAAAUAGAAGAAAAACAUUCAUAGUUCAAGCUCCAGAGUUGCUUUUAACCUGCAUGUUACAAAGUAAAUAGAAUUGGUUUGGUACAAGUAAGAGAUAAGCUUUGUUGGUGUUUAAGUAGAGGAAUGUAUUUUUCAGGGAUUAGUUUGUUUUUUCAUGUUUCAAACCCACAAAUUUAUCUGAAAAAAUAUAUACUGGUGAGCCAAUGGACAUGAUAAGAAAAAAUAUACAUGCUUUACUGAAUGGAAGCCUUAUUUUGAGAAGAUUCUUUGUUUUCCUAGCAAAUUUCUUACUUUCUUUCUAGUAACACCAAAAACUCUUAACCAAAAUCUACUGAAAUACUGCCUAAAACGUAAAGCCUCAUUUUACUUUUUUUUUUUUAACUGGCUUGAAACACCUAGCAAUGGAGUUUAUAUGCUUUAAAGUGCCAUAAUAAAUAUCAGAAAUAUCA
Cuculus canorus (common cuckoo) is the source of this 1627-nucleotide messenger RNA. Its product is annotated as fatty acid-binding protein 5. Bases 1 to 801 code for a protein of 266 amino acids. Gene Ontology annotation, molecular function: fatty acid binding. NCBI's taxonomy places the organism in Eukaryota, Metazoa, Chordata, Aves, Cuculiformes, Cuculidae. The record is from RefSeq and is a predicted model, not a curated record. The transcript has 5 exons. Gene Ontology annotation, cellular component: cytosol; nucleus. Gene Ontology annotation, biological process: fatty acid transport.